AUGGACGCUGCGACGGUGACUUCUCUCAUUGCGUCGGUCGUCGCCGCCAUCCAAGCCCACGCCAAGGUGGCUGGUGACGAGAGCGCGCUCACGAUCACGGUCACGGACGGCGUCGUCUCGAUCAACGCGGCCAACGGUGCGUGCGCGGUCGCCGGCUGCUCCAAAUUCGCCAAGCUGCAUGGGCACUGCAUUAUGCACUGGCACACGCAAGGCUGCAAGAGCCCGCGGUCGCCGGUCACGCCGGCCGAGCCGCCGACCAUGAGCCCGAGCGGCCCGACGCCGAUGACGCGCAUCGUGUGCAAAGCCAAGCCGGCGCCGGCCACGCGCAUGUGCAAGACGCCGGGGUGCCAGUCGUACGCGCGGCGGUUUGGGCGCUGCUCGCGGCACGGCGGCGCCAGCCUCUGCACGGUCAAGGGCUGCUCGACGCCAUCGCAAACCGGCGGGCGUUGCCGCGUGCACGGCGGCGGCAGUCAGUGCAAGGUCGCCGACUGCACGACAUUUGCCCGCCUCCAUGGGUUCUGCCUCGAGCACUACGAAGAGACAUUGAAGCAAGCUGUGAAAGCCAGCGACGACUAGAUCGAGAUAUUCUGGUCAAAUAUUUAAUCAUAUUUGGAGUAAUAUCAGUCGUACAUGUAAUAUAGAA
Molecule: messenger RNA, 643 nt
Organism: Saprolegnia diclina VS20
Lineage: Eukaryota; Oomycota; Saprolegniomycetes; Saprolegniales; Saprolegniaceae
Exons: 1
Coding region: 1-576 (191 amino acids)
Source: RefSeq, a predicted model, not a curated record